Molecule: messenger RNA, 2260 nt
Organism: Yamadazyma tenuis ATCC 10573
Lineage: Eukaryota; Fungi; Ascomycota; Pichiomycetes; Serinales; Debaryomycetaceae
Gene: YPO7
Product: putative tRNA 4-demethylwyosine synthase
Biological process (GO): wybutosine biosynthetic process
Molecular function (GO): glycosyltransferase activity; FMN binding; 4 iron, 4 sulfur cluster binding
Source: RefSeq, a predicted model, not a curated record
UACGCUAGAGAUGCUUUCAAGUCUGACACUAGUAGUAUUGGCCCUAUACCUCCUUGUGGGAGGAAGAGUGUCGUUUGCGGCGGCAGGCAUAUUCAUGCACUUCGCUUUCAGAAAGGGAGUCGAACAGGAAGAUCCAACACUUCAGAAAACAGUCAAAGCUAAAUCUCAAUCCAAGUCACCAAUCUAUGCUAUAGACUUUACUUCUACAACUUUUACUCCUGAUUUGACAAGUCAAAUCCCAAAGCCUAAAAAGAUAAACCGUCGAUCAAGACAGCCAAAGGUUUUCAGGGCAACAAGGCCAGCAGUGGUGAAGAAGAAUGAACCAGUGUUAACCUCAUCUGUCAAGUUAACUGAGUCUCAAAUUUAUAUCUUCUAUACCACAUUAACAGGCUCUUCUCAAAGAGUUGCCAAAUCCUUGUGUGACAAGUUGUCCAAUAUUGACCUCAAACUUCCUCCCAAGCUAAUGAGUCUCGAUGACGAUGUUGAUGACCUAGAAGAAUACUUUAUGCGUACUCCUACGAAUGAUUAUAAGAACAUAUACCUUAUUGUAUUACCUUCUUACGAGACAGAUUCCCCCAUUGAUUACUUCCUUGAACACCUAAAAGAUACCUAUCAAGACUUCAGAGUCGAUAAGUAUCCGUUGAGGAAUUUAUUAGGUUUUGCAGUGUUGGGGUUGGGAGAUUCCGAGUCUUGGGAUGGUGAAAAAUUCUGCUAUCAGUCGAAAUUAGCUGACAAAUGGUUGGCAAAGUUAGGUGGAAGACGUAUUUUUCCUCGAGGAGAAGUUUGUAUGAAGUACGAAGGAGAAUCAAAAACACAAGAAUGGAUUCAAAACUUUGCAACUCUUCUCAAUGAUGAUGAGCCGUUUUAUCUCAAUGACGAAGUAGAUGAUAGUGAUAAGGAAGACGUUUCUAGUGAUGAAACCGAUGACACUUUGGUAGAUGUUGAAGAUAUGGGAGAUGUUAUCAGAAAAGAAGGAAUAAAAACCUCGAUGAGCAGUGAAACUAAAGAAAUGGUUGCAAAGGAUUCGCCAACUUACAAAUCGCUCACCAAGCAAGGUUAUACAAUAGUCGGUUCACAUUCAGGAGUUAAGAUCUGUAGAUGGACCAAGAGUGCCUUGAGAGGAAGAGGAUCGUGUUAUAAAUUUGCAUUUUACGGGAUCAAAUCCCAUCUUUGUAUGGAAACAACCCCUUCGUUGGCUUGUUCCAACAAGUGCGUGUUUUGCUGGAGACAUGGAACAAAUCCUGUGGCCAAACUGAAUUGGAGAUGGGUAUUGGAUCCCCCUGAAAAGGUCAUGGAAGGAGCUUUACAAGGACAUUAUCAAAAGAUUAAACAAAUGAGAGGGGUUCCGGGUAUCCAAAUGGACCGGUUCCAAGAGGCAUUUCAAGUCAAGCACUGUGCUUUAUCCUUAGUUGGAGAACCGAUUUUCUACCCUUAUAUUAACGAGUUUGUACAGAUGUUGCAUGAGCAACAUAUUUCCUCCUUCUUGGUAUGUAAUGCCCAGCACCCAGACAACUUGGCCAAGUUGCUGAAGGUAACUCAGUUGUAUGUGAGUAUUGAUGCACCAAACAGAAAAGACUUGAGAAAUAUUGACCGUCCUUUGAACUCAGACUUCUGGGAAAGAAUGAUGGCUUGUUUAGAUAUCUUAAGAACUGUUCAAAGUCAUCAAAGAACUGUCUUCAGGUUGACUUUGGUGAAAGGUUUCAAUAUGAAUGAAGUUAAAGGAUAUGCGGAUAUGGUCAUUAGAGCUCAACCUUCUCAAAUCGAAGUUAAAGGUGCUACAUUCUGUGGUUCUUCUAAUGGAAAUGGUAACCCAUUAACAAUGCAGAACAUUCCUUUCUAUGAAGAAUGUAAGAGAUUUGUCGAGGAAUUGACUGAAGAGUUGCAGUCAAGAGGAUACUUCUAUGAAAUUGCAGCCGAGCAUGCCCAUUCUUGUUGUAUCUUGAUCGCUCAUUCCAAAUUCAAAAUCAAUAACAAAUGGCACACGCAUAUAGACUACCCCAAAUUCUUCGAACUUCUUGAGUCAGGAGCUGAGUUCACCAGUAUUGAUUAUGUGAAAGAGACCCCAGAAUGGGCGGUUUGGGGAUCUGAUGAGGCUGGUUUCAACCCAAAUGAUACGAAAUUUGACAGAAAAGCCGAAAAGUUAAAAAAGAGACUCGACAGAGAAGAACAGCAAAAAAAGGUCAUGGAGUUGAAAGCUGUAGUGUAGCUAAUUUAUUUAUUUAUAUUUAUACCUUAAAAUACUAUACAAAAUAUUUGCAAC